AUGUCUUCCAGUAAUAUAUUUGAGCGCAAGCUCCAUUUGAAAUCUACCCACAGAUAUAGCGAUAAAUGCGUAACAUCAUCUUCACCAUCCAUGGGCAAUGGAUCAUAUGUUAAUGGAUGCUUUUCGUCAGGAUUAAUCAAUUUAGCUGAAACCCAUUGUUCGAGUUCAUCUUCUGCUGGAAACAAUAAAGAAGACUCACAUACUUAUAUGGGAGUUGAAAAAAAUCAGGGUUUUGGCGACGUUUUAGAUGAUAUCAAUACUCAAUCAUCCACUGAUGUUCUACACAAAGAAAGAAAAAAACCUAUUAUGCUGCAAGAUAUAACAAACGUAUCUUCCAAUCUAACAGACAGAUUUCAAAGGAAUAUGCUCACAGAUUUCACACCACAAGAAAAAUAUUACAAGGACAUUCAUCUGAUGAUUGAUGCUAGCGAUAGAGAUGAUUGUGAAGAUUAUUUUCCAAACAGUGACAAUGUUGCAGGUUCACAACCAGUGUACUCACAACUAUACAUAUUUGAUACUGACAAUGAGAUCUCAAACAGAGUUGCUGCUGUCAGAUGGGCAGGCUAUCCAGAUAUAUUUAUAACAUUCACUUGCAAUCCAGCAUGGCCAGAAAUCACAAGGCUUUGUCAACAAGAUAAAGUAAAUCCUUCAGAUCGUCCGGAUAUAUUGACUAGAGUUUUCAAAAUGAAGUUACGGUCAUUGAUGAAAACAUUAAGGGAAAAGAAGAUUUUUGGAACAAUACGUGCAGAGGUAUAUACUAUUGAAUUCCAGAAACGAGGGUUGCCACAUGCACAUAUAUUAUUAUUUCUUGAUCCAAAUGAUAAGAUCAAUGAUCCGGAUGCCAUUGACAAAGUUAUUUCAGCAGAGAUUCCAGAUAAGCAUUAUUCACCUCUUUUAUAUGAUUUGGUUAAGAAAUACAUGAUUCAUGGUCCAUGUGGAGCUGUUAACCCAAAAUCACCAUGCAUGAAAGACAAGAAAUGUGGUAUAUCUCUGCAUGUGAAGCAUCAUGGCGCAUGUUUGGAUUUGAUGUCCAUCAUUUUUCCUCCUGUUGAAAGAUUGAGUUUUCAUCUACCAAAUCAACAAUAUGUGAUUUAUUCUAAUACUGAUGAUGUUGCGGAGUUAUUAGAAAAACCAAGAAUUUGUGAAUCACAAUUCUUGGCUUGGAUGAAAAUCAAUAAAGAUGGCGGGUUGGCUUCAACUCUUACAUAUGCUGAAUUUCCUAAUUAUUACAUCUACCAAAAAGAUAAACGUCAAUGGAAACAGCGAGAAAGAGGUUUUGCUGUUGGUAGGAUCACACAUGUGUCACCAUCAUCUGGAGAAUUAUAUUAUCUUAGAUUGUUACUAACUACUGUAAGGGGUCCCACCUCAUUUGAUGAUAUCAAAACUGUUGAUGGUAUGGUUCAUGAUACUUUCAAAUCUGCAUGUUUUGUUCUGGGACUCUUACAAGAUGAUAAUGAAUACAUUACUGCAAUCAAGGAAGCAGCCAUAUGGGCAUCUGGAAUUCAAUUAAGGAGGCUCUUUGUAAGCAUGUUAUUAUGUUGUUCUUUACAACAACCUGACAUUGUAUGGAAGGAAACGUCAAAGCUACUCUCAGAAGAUCUAUUUUACAUAUCUUAUAAUGAUCCAGUCUCAUCAGAUAUCCAUAUCUCUCUAUCUCAAAAAGAGAAUGCUGCUUUGAAAGAGAUUGAUAAUCUACUUCAUGCAAAUGGGAAAAGUCUACAUGAAUUUCCUUCAUUACCGUUACCAAUAGAAACUGCAACAAUUGAUCUACACAAUCAUCUCAUACUGCAAGAAUUGAGUUAUGAUAGACAAGCCUUAUCAGAGGAAGCUAAUACACUUUCCCAGAGUUUGAAUGAUGAGCAACUACUCAUAUAUAAUAUCAUAUUGUCCGCAGUUAAUCUAUCUGACGGUGGGUUUUUCUUUGUGUAUGGGUAUGGUGGAACAGGCAAAACAUUUCUUUGGAAUGCAUUGAUAACAACAUUACGUGCAAAAGGUGAAAUUGUACUUCCAGUUGCAUCAAGUGGAAUAGCUGCAACAUUAUUACCAUAUGGCAGAACAGCACAUUCAAGGUUUGCAAUCCCCAUUCAAAUCACAGAGUCUUCUGUAUGUGGGAUAAAGCAAAACUCAGCACUAGCAAAUCUGAUUAAGUCCACAAAGUUAAUCAUUUGGGAUGAAGCACCGAUGGUUCAGAGGUAUUGUAUUGAAGCAUUUGAUAGAACGUUGAAGGAUAUUAUGCAUUCUAAUGCACCAUUUGGUGGUAAAUGCAUUGUCAUAGGUGGUGAUUUUCGUCAAAUUCUUCCAGUCAUACCAAAAGGUACAAGAGCUACAAUUGUUAAUGCUUCAAUUAAUUCCUCAUACUUAUGGAAUCAUUGUAGAAUUUUGAAGUUAACAAAGAACAUGCGACUAACUUCAACUGCUAUUCCCAGUCAUAAAGAAAAGUUAGAAUGGUUUUCAAAUUGGUUGCUACAUAUCGGUGAUGGAAAAUUAGGUGAAUCAACUGAUGGUGUUGCAGAAGUUGAAAUCCCUAAAGAGUUGUUGCUCACAAAUUAUAACAACCCACUUCAUGCGAUUGGGGAUAGUAUAUACACAAAUCUCCUUCAUAAUUUAGCUUCUGGUGAAUACUUCAAUGAUAGAGCAAUCUUGGCCCCAACAAUUGAAAUGGUUGAUCGAAUAAAUCACUACGUCUGUUCUUUGUUACCAGGAGAAUCAUUUGAGUUCCUCAGCUGUGAUUAUGUGUGCAAAUCUGGUCAAGAAAGUGAUACAAUGGACAGCCUCUAUACCACAGAAUUCUUAAAUAGUAUUACAUGCUCUGGAAUGCCACCACACAAGUUACACUUGAAAGUAGGAGCACCAAUUAUGCUAUUGCGAAACAUAGAUCAAGCUUCAGGUCUGUGUAAUGGGACACGACUUCUAAUAUCUCAUCUGGGACAAAGCGUGAUUGAAGCCAUAACACUGAAUGGGUCAAAACCCAACCAAAAAGUUCUAAUUCAUCGAAUGGAUAUGAAUCCUUCUGAAAGUCGUUGGCCGUUUAAAAUGCAAAGGAGGCAAUUCCCGAUAAUGUUAUCAUUUGCAAUGACAAUCAACAAAAGUCAAGGCCAAUCAUUAAGGCAUGUUGGUUUAUAUUUGCCUAAGCCUGUUUUCAGUCAUGGACAGUUAUAUGUUGCGUUAUCCAGAGUAAAGAGCAUGGAUGGUUUAAGGAUUGUUGUUGAUGAUAAAGAUGGUUGUUUGAAGAGAACUACAACAAAUGUUGUGUACAAAGAAAUAUUUACAAAUGUAAAUAGUACAAAUAUUUAG
Messenger RNA from Neltuma alba, 3294 nucleotides. RefSeq lists its product as uncharacterized. Gene Ontology annotation, biological process: DNA repair; telomere maintenance. Gene Ontology annotation, molecular function: DNA helicase activity. Lineage: Eukaryota; Viridiplantae; Streptophyta; Magnoliopsida; Fabales; Fabaceae. The coding region runs from base 1 to 3294 and encodes 1097 amino acids. The transcript is spliced from 8 exons. The record is from RefSeq and is a predicted model, not a curated record.